AUGACGGAAAAUUCAAAAGUAUUGAUCAAUGCGAGAAUUAAAGAUAUAAAGGCUUCGGUUGUUUCACAGUGGCCCAGUCAAAUUUGGAACCACAUGCUUGUGGCACGCGUAGAACAGAGUUGUAAUAAGUACAAAAUAUCUCGGGAAACUCGUCCAAUUUGCAUCAAGAUAAUUUAUCUAGGAGACCACGUCAAAGUUAAGGGGUUCAUGGCCCCUCAGGCCCUAACAUACUACAAAGAAUACAGGUCAACCAUGGGCUCUAAAGAGAAACUGCUGGUGGUAAUGGUGGCUGUGGCCGCCGUGACCGCCGCGUUGCCAUUUGCAGUCAUUGCUGCACCAACAACUGCAUCACUGGCAGGAUGCAAAAAUCACUGUGGGAGUGUAAGUAUAACAUACCCCUUCGGCAUGGACAAGCAGGAAUGCUACUUGAACGUGGAUUUCCGCAUUCAAUGCAACAAUUCUGUGCCGUAUUUAGGAGAUUCCAACAUCGAUAUUUCAAAGAUAAUGCUCCUCGAGGGCCAGAUGCGCCUACCAAUGUUUGUAGGGCGUGCUUGCUACAACCAAUUUGGGAAUUACAUGUCAAAAGAUAGCAAUGACCCUUCUUUGAGGCUGGGCAGGUUCUCGAUAUCGAACACGAAAAACAAGUUUGUCGCUAUUGGUUGCGACACGAUCGCGAGUGUCCAAGUCCAAAUUUUUGGGCUCAAUGGUAACGUGUCAACUGGGUGCAACACUCAGUGCAAUGAAAUGACUGACAUUCCAAGUGGAGACUGCUCUGGAAUUGGGUGCUGCGAGGCCAACAUACCAAGUGAAGUUGGUAAAUACACAAUUUUUAUGGCUACCUACAACUUCCACCGAGAUGUAUCGAGCUUCAACAACUGUAGCUAUGCUUUUGUUGUGGAAGAAGGUGAGUUUAACUUCUCUGCAAGUUAUCUCCAAAACUUCAAUGAAGAAACGAUGCCUGUGGUGGUUGAUUGGACAGUGGAUAACAAGACGUGUGAUGAAGCUAGAAAAGACAUUGCAAGUUACGCGUGUGGAGACAAUACUCAUUGUGUAGAACCCAAUGGCAACGGUUAUAUCUGCAAGUGCAUGGAGGGUUAUGAUGGAAAUCCCUAUCUUUCAGAUGGUUGCCAAGAUAUAAAUGAGUGUAACAAUCAAAGUCUAAACACAUGCAAAUUCAAUAGUAAAUGUCAUAACACCAUAGGGAAUUUCACCUGCAUUUGCCCCAAAGGAUACCACGGUGAUGGAAAAACUGCUUGUGUUGCUGAUCGAUCCAGGUCUACAUUCAAUUUUCUUUUCCUUUAA
Thlaspi arvense is the source of this 1302-nucleotide messenger RNA. The record is from the annotation of a GenBank genome assembly. Lineage: Eukaryota; Viridiplantae; Streptophyta; Magnoliopsida; Brassicales; Brassicaceae.